GCAGCAACUCCCCAAUAAAUACCCAACCCCAAAUGUCAGCAGUGUCAAACUGAGAAAACCUGAUUUAGCAUCUGACUCCUCGCACGGAAAAUAUUCUAAUAAACGCUAACUUAAUUUUUCCAGAAAUAGUCUGCUAGGUAGUUAUAACAACAAAUUGAAUCAUGUCGUCUUUUAUCAUUACUUUCCCCCCCGGGACAACUAGCUCACAUCAUAAAAUUAUCAUAGUUCUGAAAAAAUAACGGAAAAGUUCUGAAGCCCUGCAUUAUCCCGUAGGGGGCUGGUUACUGGUGGGAGUGGUGUUGAAUGACUGCUGGUUUUCUUGUAUACCACCUUCCUUUGAGCUUUUGACCUCUCGUGCACAUACGCGUGUAAGCCUAAUUAUUUUACAUCUAUAUUUUGUAAUGCUUUGUAUUUUAUCACAUAUAUUUUAUCAUAUGACUGUUUUAAAUUCUAGGCGGUCCUGAACGGCUCACCCAGAGCGUGUUGGAAAACAACUACUUAGGGCUUUAUGUUGCUGAUAGUACUGUGUCAUGAGAGCAGAAAUGAUGGUUUCAAAACAGUUUUCUGUAAAGAAUACCUCAUAAACAUUAAGUAGAAACACACCUAUAGGCACAAUGAAGUAUUCACAGUGGAGGUGACGGAUGGAGGGGCUUCCACUGAUUGUGUAGCGGAGGGGCCCGAGCCCCACCCCUGAGGGUGUCUGAUUUCACCAUUUGCUUGUGAUGAAUCUGAAAGCUGAGUAGACCUGGAAAAUGCAAACACCAUCAUUAAGAAGCAAAUUGUUGCUAGAGUAUCUCUUUCGUAUUUGACUGCCGGGAACAAACUGAGAAAAGAGUGAUACAAACAGAUGUCCCCCACGUUCCUACCUCACUGCCUUUCUUGUCAGCGUCGUGUCCCCCAAAGGGGUCCUAAUCUCAUUGAAGAAAAACAAAAAACUUGAAUAAUCCAAACUGUCCCCAAAUCUAUACCUACCUUCUUUUUUUUGUAGUAACUGAUUUUUUCUUCUCAAAAUGCUGGAGUCACAGCUCAUUAGCCAUCUUCUCUUGACAGUGAUUCAGCUUCUCCUUGGGCUUUUUGUAAAUGCCAUCAUUGUGGUUGUGCACGGCACGGGCUUGAUCAAGCACAGAAAGAUGAUUCCGUUGGAGGCCCUUGUUUCCUGCCUGGCGAUGUCCAGGAUCUGUCUAGAGCUGGCCAUCUUCUACCUUAAUCUGGCUGUUUUUAACUUGAUUGACAUCCGUCAGUUUGUCGGGAAGUUUGUGAUUCUCUCCUUUGUAAAUGAACUGGGGCUGUGGUUUGCCACAUGGCUCAGCGUCUUCUACUGCAUUAAGAUUGCCAGGAUCGCUCACCCUCUCUUCCUCUGGUUGAAGCUGAAGAUCUCCAAGCUGGUUCCUUGGCUGAUUCUGGGGUCCCUCCUACAUGCAUCUAGCACCUGUGUCUUCCACAGCAAACAGCCAUGGAUCUUUUCCGAAGACCUCCUGGGCUUUUCCUCUCAAAAUGCAACAGCUGAAAGCGAAGACAUCGCUACUUUGCGGUUCGCCCUUCUCUUCGCUGAGCUCUCCUUGCCGUCACUCAUCUUCCUCAUUUCUGCCCUGCUCCUGCUGGUCUCCCUGGGGAGACACACCUGGCAGAUGAGAAACACAGCCGCAGGCCCUUGCCCCCGUGUGCACAUCAGGUCCCUCCUGUCCAUCUUCGCCUUCCUGGUCCUCUACCUCUGCCACUACCUGACGGUUCUUUUGCUCUUUUCUCAAGUUUUCAAACUUACAAGCCUCAGAUUUCUGUUCUGCAUCUCGCUGGUUGGUUCCUGCCACUCCGGACACUCUAUUAUCUUAAUUUUAGGAAAUCCUAAACUGAAACAAAAUGUGGAGAAGUUGCUCCUCCAUAGAAAGUGCUGUCAGUGAGAGAGAACUUUGAUCCCUUCAAAGAAUUGGCCAUUCAGUGAGGUAAGAGUGCCUGCCGCGCCUCCCCCAGCCAAACAAAGAGGCCUGUCCAUAAAUACACAGAACGUCAGCUAAAGACUGUUUGUCCAAACUGAGACAUUUUUGUGGAUUGGUUCCUUUGUCAAAGGGUUACAAUGAUUUUCAAAGCAUAACACAUGUGGGUGGAUGACAUCAGUGUCAGUUUUCUCGCUGUGACAUUAUUCCAUCUUCUUGCAAGAUGUCACCUAGUUGGGGAAGGCUGGGUAAGUGGUGGGGGGACCUUUCCAUAUUGUUUCUUCCAACAGCAUGUGAAUCUACAAGUAUCUCCAAAUAAAAAGUUCAAAGGAAAAUGAAAGCACAUGUUUGAACGUGUGGUGUCAGAAGGUGGCACGGAUGUCGCAGAGACGCCGUGUUUCUGAUGUCCUGUCUUAGAGGACUCAUCCUGACUGAGAUGGCCGCCUGCUCAUUUCU
Vicugna pacos (alpaca) is the source of this 2387-nucleotide messenger RNA. The record is from RefSeq and is a predicted model, not a curated record. NCBI's taxonomy places the organism in Eukaryota, Metazoa, Chordata, Mammalia, Artiodactyla, Camelidae.